Messenger RNA from Aspergillus campestris IBT 28561, 576 nucleotides. RefSeq names its product ubiquitin-ribosomal 40S subunit protein eS31 fusion protein. The coding region runs from base 10 to 474 and encodes 154 amino acids. NCBI's taxonomy places the organism in Eukaryota, Fungi, Ascomycota, Eurotiomycetes, Eurotiales, Aspergillaceae. The record is from RefSeq and is a predicted model, not a curated record. Gene Ontology annotation, biological process: translation; protein ubiquitination; modification-dependent protein catabolic process. The transcript is spliced from 3 exons. Gene Ontology annotation, molecular function: structural constituent of ribosome; ubiquitin protein ligase binding; protein tag activity. Gene Ontology annotation, cellular component: cytoplasm; ribosome; nucleus.
UUCUUCAGUAUGCAGAUCUUCGUAAAGACCCUCACGGGCAAGACUAUCACCCUUGAGGUGGAGUCGUCCGACACCAUUGACAAUGUCAAGUCCAAGAUCCAGGACAAGGAGGGUAUCCCCCCCGAUCAGCAGCGUCUGAUCUUCGCUGGUAAGCAGCUCGAGGACGGCCGUACCCUCUCGGACUACAACAUCCAGAAGGAGUCGACCCUGCACCUCGUGCUGCGCCUGCGUGGUGGCGGCAAGAAGCGCAAGAAGAAGGUCUACACCACCCCCAAGAAGAUCAAGCACAAGCACAAGAAGACCAAGCUCGCCGUCCUCAAGUACUACAAGGUCGACGGUGAUGGCAAGAUCGAGCGUCUGCGCCGCGAGUGCCCCUCGCCCGAGUGCGGUGCCGGUAUCUUCAUGGCCGCUAUGCACAACCGCCAGUACUGCGGCAAGUGCCACCUUACCUACGUCUUCGACGAGUCCAAAUAAAUGGAUCGUCCCUGAUGCUAGCGUGAGGGUCUUGGAACGUGCCGACUCGAUCGUUCUUCGAUAAUAGCCUUGAUAGUACAAGAAUCUAAAAAAUUCAAAUCU